UGAAGGCGGGAGCGUCUCAGUCCCUGCAGGGCCUCCUAAGCAUGGAGGACGUGGUGGCUAAGUAUGUCUCUCAGAAAGUCAGUAAGACCCGCUGGCGGCCCGUCUCUGCUACGGCCCUGCAGCCUCCCGAGGUCUUCGUUACCGGCUCGUGGGACAACGAGGAAAACACUGUUUCCAUUUGGUCUGUUGGAGAUUUUGAAGGCUUGGGCUCAAGCGGAGACUAUCACGGAGAGCCGCACCUGCUAUGUGAUAUCCAGCAUAGUGGUGACAUUACAGAUUUGCAGUUCUUGGAUCAGGAGAGAAUUGUGGCUGCUUCAUCCACUGGAAGUGUGACUAUAUUCAGGCAUCAUCAAAAUAAUGAGACUCUGUCUCUAAACCGUAAAUGGGAGAAGGCACAUUACUAUAAUCCAUCGUGUAGUAGAGCAUCAUGCACUGGAAUCAUCUGUAAUAGCCCUGAAAUCUUUACUGUUGGUGAAGAUGGCAAAAUAAAUUUGUUCACAGCUGACCGUAUGGAUGCUAUUCGUACAAUAGACAAUGCUGACAGCAGUACACUCCAUGCUGUGACAUGUGUUCGCACAACUGAGAUCCUGACAGUUAAUUCAAUUGGUCAGCUCAAAAUAUGGGAUUUCAGACAGCAAGGAAAUGAGCCAUCACAAAUAUUUUCAUUGUCUGGGGAGAGAAUUCCCCUACACUGUGUUGACAGACAUCCCAAUCAACAACACAUAGUAGCUGCAGGUGGCCAAGAUGGAGUGUUGACUAUUUGGGAUGUAAGGCAAGGAAGCAUACCAGCUUCCUUACUAAAGGCUCAUGAAGCAGAAGUGUGGGAAGUGCACUUCCAUCCUUCCAGGCCUGACCAUCUGUUCACUUGUUCAGAAGAUGGAUCUCUGUGGCACUGGGAUGCAUCCAUGGAUGUGUCUGGGAAAAAAUCUCUGCUGCAUACAGGUGGGAGAAGCAAUACAUUUCUGUCGCACAAUGCUAUUAACCAGUCUUUAAUAACCCCGUGGCUAAGCAACGAUCCUGCUAAAGACCGUAUAGAGACUACCAAUUUAAUUUCAAGUCCAACACUCUCUGUUAAUACUUUAGAUGUUUUAGGAUCAUGUCUUGUAUAUGGAACUGAUGCAGAAUCUAUUUAUGUUAAAAAGAACCUCUUUGCAUGACUUCUAUUCCACUAAAAUGACAAAAUACUGUAAUUGUGAUUCUAAUUUUUAAAUUUAGGGUCCAUAAUACUUCAGUAAAGCCGUAACAAAUUCUAGGGACAUGAUUUGGAAUACAAUACGGCUAUUACUUACAUUAAUCUUGAAGUCUCUAGCCAUUUGAACCUUCCAUAAAGUAAAGAAAUUGCCAUUUAAGUAUUGCACAACAGCGGUUCCUUUAUUUCUACUAGUGUUCACAAAUUGAAAGUAACUAUAUUGACAAUUGUUCAGUAAGCCAAUACAAGCAACAAUAAAGACUGUCAAGUUGUCAAGACUGGUAAAGAAAGAAUUGUGAAAUGUAUUUGACACCACCUUCAUGGGACACAGAUUUGCCUACUUUAGAUGACCACAGCUGUGCUAUGGAUCCUAUUUACACUGACACCUUGAUAGACAGAAUUUCACUUGGGAUUUCCUUAAAUGGGUCUCCAUUCAAAGUCUUAAUGAAAUAAGUUUCAAAAAAGUAUUUUUAAGGAUUGUAUUGUUAAUAUUUAGGUUAUAUUUCAUAUUGUUUUUAUUAAAGUGCCAUUAAAGGUUGAUUGUUUUGCCUUACUACAUUUUGAAAGUUAAUGCAACGUUACAGAUUCUGAACCAUGUAUUUACUGAAACACAAAAGUGCGGCUAAAGUUUUCUUUGCAGAGAAAAUACUAUAUAUACAUUAGCACAAGUCAUUGAAGGCUUUGUCCAGACGAGACCAUAUUCACAUGCAGGGACAGUUAGUGGGUGACGUUUGUAGGUGGGAUGGACCAGUACCAUUUUCUGGAACAGCGUGAUGCCGUGUGUGUUCACUGGACUUGCCCCACGAGCCAUAAGACUGAUGCCUGAGACUACACUCCUUUUAUUGCACUGCUAAGGUGGCAAAGGUGAAUGUUCUGCUUCCUGACUAUAUGCUUCUGCCUCAAGAAAGGAUUCUAACCCAGCAGAGUGUCAGUUGGUAGGCCUAGAACUUGAAAGCUGGAAAAUACCAAGUCUGUGUUUCCUUGAUUCUCUUUUGCGUACUUCGGGAUUAUCGUUUAUUAGCUGCUUCAGAAAUGGAGGAUACUGGCUUGCAUGUUCAACUGGUCUCUCUCGCUAAUUCCUGUGCUUGUGUUUUCCUAAUAAAAGGUGCAUUGUGUUG
This is a messenger RNA of Eublepharis macularius, 2307 nucleotides long. RefSeq names its product nucleoporin 43 (gene NUP43). Gene Ontology annotation, molecular function: protein binding. Gene Ontology annotation, cellular component: nuclear pore outer ring. Lineage: Eukaryota; Metazoa; Chordata; Lepidosauria; Squamata; Eublepharidae. The record is from RefSeq and is a predicted model, not a curated record. The coding region runs from base 42 to 1157 and encodes 371 amino acids. The transcript has 8 exons.